Molecule: messenger RNA, 2517 nt
Organism: Aspergillus tubingensis
Lineage: Eukaryota; Fungi; Ascomycota; Eurotiomycetes; Eurotiales; Aspergillaceae
Product: fibronectin type III domain protein
Exons: 5
Coding region: 1-2517 (838 amino acids)
Molecular function (GO): protein binding
Source: RefSeq, a predicted model, not a curated record
AUGAAUGACCUUGUGGACUCCGUCAAUGAGAAGAUUUCGUCUGCAGUAGAAAGAGCUGGCGCGCAGGUCAAAUUUGUCGAUUAUGACUCUUAUGUUGGCUAUUUCAAUGGCCGAUUUUGUGAAGCUGGUGUCGAUGAAUCGACGUCAGAUAGCAACACAAGAGAGGGUCUAAUGUUCUACGAGCUAAACACGUGGGAUCCCCUCGGCUCUAAUCCUCACAAACGAAGCCAAGACCGUCCCCUAGAGGGAACGUUUGAGGGGUCUGUGAAUGAAUAUGCGGAGAUUACCAAACUCCUCGAUCCGGACGCUCAGUUUUCCAAACAGACCUCGGUGUCCGACGAUACUACUGAUAUGACUCUUGUGGAGUCGAAACUAUCUCUCAGUACUGUGUCCGAAUCUUCUGAUAUCGAAGUUCCGAAUGUGCUGCCAGACGGAUAUGGACGUGUUUUCCACCCCCAAAUUCAGCUUCAUGAGCUUAUUGCCAAUUUAGUCAUCUAUGAGAUGACCAACAAGAAUGAGUUGGACAAUGGGUAUCCAGAAAUUCCAGAGAAAUUCACUUUCGACUCAUGCCCUUGGACACCUGCAGACGUCGACGAUGACGAAUCGAUGGAUGCAGGAGGCCAACAGAUUGCUUUGGCAUCGUACAUCAAUCCAUUAUCUGAUCCCACUGCAUGGACUCGGAUGAUCGACUACCCAUCCGGCAUGGUGACCGUUCUGGUUGCAAACGUCCUCAACGGACCGGAUACGACUGUGGAUGAGGAUUGGGAGAAGGUCAUCUCCCGGGCCAAUACAGCGGGUAAACGAGUUCUCGGCUAUGUGCGCACAGGAUAUCUUGGCCUGAGCCAAGAUCAAUUCCAGACUCGACUGGGUUCGAGCGGUCUGGCCGACUGGGUCUCACAGAUCCAGACCGAUGUCGACCUGUGGUACACGUUAUACCCUGGCAUGAUUGGCGGUAUAUUCUUUGACGAAGGGUGGAACCAAUGCGGCGACGACAAUGUAUAUUCAGAUCUGUAUCGCUUUAUUACUGACUAUACGAAGCGCAUGCACCCGGGCGCCUUUACCGUCCUCAAUCCCGGGGCUACAAUGCCACAGUGCUUCGAGCAUAGUGCCGACACACUCAUGACUUUCGAGAACAGCUACGAUACAUACAUGAACAACUACUCACCUAACCCUGACUGGACACCUAGCGAUCCGCGGAAGCUCUGGCAUAUUAUCUACAAUGCCCCCUCAGACAGUGUGGGCAAGGUUGCUGAGCUGGCCCUGGAGCGCGGAGCUGGCCUGAUCCAUAUCACCAACGACAACCUCCCCAAUCCGUACGAUACCCUCCCUGAUGAUGACUACAUGCAGGUCAUCAUGAGCGCCCUUGAAGGUGGCAAACCGGCCAAUUCCAGUCCCACCGCAUAUGAAAAGAACGGCCAGUCUGCAUCUGCUCCCGGUUCAUUAGCAGUGACCGCCUCAGAUUACUCCUCCGUGAGUCUGAGCUGGGGAGCUAGCUCCCCUGCUCCCUAUGCAUACUCAAUCUAUCAGAAUGGGAAAGAAGUGGCCCGUCUACCAGGCAGCAUAACCAAGGUUACCAUCGGCAACAUCGAUCACGGUACCUCCAUUACCUUCACCGUGAAGGCUAUCGGGUCUGGGGGGAGCGCGUCGGGUAAUUCAAACUCGGUCGAGGCAACGACGCUUGAGUUGCCGGACAACCAGCCCGUCACCAACGUGAAGAGCAGCUCGACCGCCACAAAAAAAACGGUCCAGGCCGAUAUCCUAAUCCCCUUUGCUUUCCAACGCGUCUUCUUGACCGACCCGGACACGGCCUGCGAGAUGCCGGCGUGGCCCAUCAACUACAAUCUCGGCAAUUACAUUUGCACACACUACAUGGUUGAGAGCGGAACUCUGUUCAAAUACAGUGGUGCCGAAUUGCCGGCCGGACAGACCAAUUAUCCCUGGGCGUGGACCUCGAUGGGCACUGUCCCCGUCUCUCGGAGUGGCUACACCUGGACGUGGGAGCUUCCCAUCGGCUCUGAUACUGUCAACACGAACUACUUUGUCGUUGAGGCACAGGGAUAUGGGCCCCUGACCAAUGUCUUCCAUCCAUGCCCCAGUACCUGGGACGAUGCUACCCUCAGCAGCGGAGCCUACUGCACGGGCAACUCACCGUACGAUUGUAAAGGCGCGACGCUAUGCAGUACUUUGAAUGUCAAGUGGUGCGACAAGGCUGUCAACCAGAUGAAUCGUGGCUCGACACUCUAUACUGCCAAUGCAGAGGCUCUCGCGCUGUCUGGUAAUUGCUGGGCCAAUUGGGAGCAAUUUGGCUGCUCGGUGAAGAUCCGCGGUAAGGACGAGAACGGCAAGGACUGCACAAUUACUGGUGAUGAGAUGUGGGAGGCCUAUCAAGAUAUCCGCAAAAUUGGCGGAUGCAAAAAAUGUGGCAGCAAACACUUUGGGAAUGGCUGUCUGGUCAGCGUAGAUUACUACUACGGAUGUGAUAAUCGGGAUUCUGGAGUGAACGCGAUUGACGUCUGA